ACAGACGGGGAAAAACGAAGAACUGUGAAAUCUCUCUCUCUCUCUCUCUCUCUCUCUCUCUCUCUCUCUCUUUCAGAGAUAAAAGAGAAAGCGGAAAGAAGAAAAGCAGAUCGGAUUUUCGGGGAAUCGAGAAAUCUGGAAUCGAAGCCAUGUUUGGAUCCCGGACCUGAUUCUCCAACAUGUGGUUUUCUUUCUGGAGAUCAAGAGAUCGUUUCUCAUUGCAAGAACUCAGAUAUCUAACAGAUCAACUUCAAAAAGUUCAAAUUGUGAAUAAUGUUAACAAGGAUCAUGUAAUUGAGGUUCUGAGGUCAAUUGCCGAGUUAUUAAUAUAUGGUGACCAGCACGAUCCAACUUUUUUUGAGUUCUUCAUAGAGAAGCAGAUCAUCGGAGAGUUUCUACGCAUACUGGAUGUUAGUAGAACUGUGAGUGUUGCACUUCAGUUGCUACAGACAAUGAGCAUUAUGAUCCAGAAUCUAAAAAGUGAACAUGCUAUCUAUUACAUUUUCAAUAGUGAACAUAUCAACGACCUUAUAGGAUAUUCCUUUGACUUUGGCAAUGAAGAGCUUCUGUCGUACUACAUAACCUUUCUAAGGGCAAUAAGUGGGAAGCUGAACAAGCGUACAAUCUCUCUAUUGGUGGAGACUCAAAAUGAUGAAGUAGUUUCUUUUCCCUUGUACAUUGAGGCGAUCCAGUUUGCUUUCCAUGAGGAGAACAUGGUCCGCAUUGCCGUACGUGCUUUGACACUUAAUGUCUAUCACGUUGGAGAUGAAUGCGUUAAUAGAUUUGUCACAAGCACUCUACUGGCAGAUUAUUUUUCGAAUUUGGUUGCGUAUUUCAGGAAGCAGUGCAUCAGCUUGGAUGGAUGUGUCUCUGAAGCUGCAGAGAACCCAGACUCAUCUGAUCUAGCCUGUUUCAUCCUUUCUGCAGUAGAUGAAAUUGAAGACACUUUGUACUACUGUAGUGAUGUUAUUUCUUCUGGGGUUCCCAAUAUUGAAAGAUUAGUAACAGAAAAUAUUUUGCAGCUUUUGGUAUUUCCAUCGCUUCUGCCCUCUUUGAAGUUGGAGCCUGUUGAUGGCAUGCAAAUAGGUGCUAGCACUUCCAUGUAUUUACUCUGCUGCAUCUUGCGCAUUGUUAAAACCAAGGAUUUGGCUCGUAGCAUCGGUGCUUCUCUUUUCUGUACACCAGAGUCUGUCCUUCCAAAAUUGGAAUCCAGACCCAAUGGUUAUGUGUCUGGUCAUGAUCUUACUCAUGAAAACCAUCAGCCCCAUCCCGAUGCUCUUGGUAUGCAGGCAGGUGGAGGAAGCUUAAGAGUUUCUGUAUUAAAUUUCUCUAGUUCUGACAUACAUCCAGCAGGAUGUCCUUUGUUGCAACAUGAUUAUAGCAGCCCCCAUUUGGCUUUGAGGGAUAUAUUGCUGUCAUAUGUUGUUAGUGGGGAUGAAAUACAUGUUUUGGGUUCUUUGAAUCUGCUGGCUACCUUGUUGCAAACAAAAGAACUGGAUGAGUCAAUACUGGAUGCACUUGGGAUUCUUCCUCAAAGAAAACACCAUAAGAAACUCUUGCUGAAAGCUUUGGUGGGUGACGUCUCAGGUGAAGAGCGGCUAUUCUCUGAGGAAAAUAGCUUGACGAAAGAUGAAAUCAGUACCGAACUUGAGAGAUACCUACAACAGCUGAAGGGUCAGUAUGGCUGGUCAUGUUCUAACAGUGAACCAGGAAUAAGCCCCCGAAUACAUAGAUACCAGGUGCUUGACGCAUUGGUCAGUCUUUUAUGUAGGUCAGAUAUAUCUGCAGAGACAUUGUGGGUCGGCGGUUGGCUUUUACGCCAGCUGCUUCCAUGCUGCGAGGAAGGAUUCAACAACAAUCCCCUUAAACCACUCAAAGAUUCAUACAUCUGUGCUGAUGGUCUGCUUGGAGAAAUCAGAGGUAGCUGGUGUGAUUUGCUAAUAUCAGUCCUUGCAGAUGAGUGGAGUAAAUGCAAAAAAGCAAUUGAGGCCUCGACCCCUCAAAAAGAUCCCAACCGCAUGCUCUUUCCAUUGGGAGUUCCAUCUGUAGAAGGCGAGUCUACUUUUGCUGCUGGCGAGGGAAUGUGUGAGAUAGUUAAGGUGUUUGUACUACGCCAUCAAAUUCGGAUUUUCUGUUCUGGAGGGGCAUUGCCUGAUCAACCCCCUGUCUGUCCCCCGUCGGAACUCCCGGGACAUACCCGGACGAAAUCUGGCAUAGAUGAUGGAGGCCCAAAGCCUGGCAGUGAAAUAAACAUUGUUAAUGCUGUGGCUUGUCGAAUCGCAUUUGAGAGAGGGAAAGAGCACCACUUUUGCUUUUCAGCAAUAUCUAGGGGAACGACCGGGUGGCUUGUCCUUGCAGAAGAAUCACCCCUCAAGAAGACGCGUGGAUUUGUCCGCGUUUCGGCGCCCCUGGCCGGCUCAAAUCCGAAAAUAGACGAUAAGCAUUCAAGAUGGUUACAUUUGCGCAUCCGUCCAUCAACUAUGCCUUUAAUGGACCCCACCAAACCCAACAUACUUGGGAAGGGCAGGACAAAGUGUCUGAUAGACGGGAGAUGGACUCUUGCUUUCAAGGACGAGAUAUCCUGCAAGUCUGCCCAGUCAAUGGUGCUCGAAGGGAUGCGCCUGCAGAGCAGCGAGGUGGAGAGGAGGCUAAAGCCUUUGCUUGACCUCAGUGGGCCGACACCUGACCCGGUUCGCAUAGACCCAGCCGUUGCAAUUGUGAAAUAGUAGUGAGGAGGCUUUUGUUUUUGGCGGGCCGCCCUUCUGUAUAUUGCUUGUAGCGAAAUAAGGCCAGCCCAAGAGCAGAGAAAUGUAGAGUAUGCAUCAGCCAUUUCAGUAUAUCAGUAAAUUCAGUCCAAUUCUUUGUACAAGGUUAUUCAUUCAAGUGCAUAUAAGUAUGGAAAAAAGUUUAUCUUUUU
Messenger RNA from Magnolia sinica, 2917 nucleotides. Its product is annotated as protein TRANSPARENT TESTA 9-like. Lineage: Eukaryota; Viridiplantae; Streptophyta; Magnoliopsida; Magnoliales; Magnoliaceae. The record is from RefSeq and is a predicted model, not a curated record. Gene Ontology annotation, biological process: endosome to lysosome transport; regulation of autophagosome maturation; endosomal transport. The transcript is spliced from 21 exons. Bases 180 to 2726 code for a protein of 848 amino acids. Gene Ontology annotation, cellular component: endolysosome membrane; late endosome.